This is a messenger RNA of Pipistrellus nathusii (Nathusius's pipistrelle), 1737 nucleotides long. Lineage: Eukaryota; Metazoa; Chordata; Mammalia; Chiroptera; Vespertilionidae. The record is from the annotation of a GenBank genome assembly.
AUGGACUCGGUGGCCAUUGAGGAUGUGGUUGUGACCUUCACCGUAGAAGAGUGGGCCUUACUGGAUUCUUCGCAAAAGAAACUUUACAGAAAUGUAAUGCGACAAACUUUCAAGAACCUGGCCUCAAUAGGGAAAAAGUGGGAUGAUCGUGAUAUUGAAGAACUGUAUAAAAACCAGGGGAGAAAACUAAGCAGUCAUACGGUAGAGAGAGUCUGUACACGGAAGGAUGGUAUUCGAUGCAGAGAAAACUUCAGGCAGAUUCCAAAUCAUAAUGAAGAGAGGGAAACUCCUACUGAAAUAAAACAACCUAAAGUCACCUUGUGUAGGCAAAUAUUCAUGCUUUACUUAUCCUUGAAUAAUCACCUGCGCUCUCACAUUGGACCCAGACUAUGUCAAGAAUAUGAAGAAAACCCUUAUGAAUGUAAGGAAGCUGAGAAAGCUUUCAGGCAUCACCACAAUGUUCGAAGCAAUGAAGGCAGCCCCUGUGGGAAAGCUUUCUACUAUUCAACCUCCCUUAGAAAUCAUGAAAGAACUCAUACUGGGGAAAGACGCUAUGAAUGUAAAGUUUGUUGUAAAGUUUUCUCUUAUUCAGCUUCCCUCCAAAAUCAUAAAAGAACUCAUACCGGGGAAAAACCGUAUGAUUGUAAACAAUGUGGAAAAGCCUUCUUUACUCUACGUGCCUUCCGAUAUCAUGAAAGAACUCAUACUGGGCUAAAACCCUAUGAAUGUAAGCAAUGUGGGAAAGCUUUCAUGGUUCUAAGUACCCUCCAACGUCACGAAAGAAUUCAUACUGGGGAAAAACCCUAUAAAUGUAACUAUUGUGGCAAAACGUUCACUAAUGUAUCUUCUGUCCAUUGUCAUGAAAGAAUUCAUACUGGGGAAAAACCCUAUGAAUGUAAACAAUGUGGGAAAGCUUUCCUUGCCCUAGGUGCCCUCCGAUAUCAUGAAAGAAUUCAUACUGGGGAAAAACCUUAUAAAUGUAACCAUUGUAGUAAAGCUUUCUCUUAUGCAUCUUCCCUCCGAUGUCAUGAAAGAACUCAUACUGGGACAAAACCCUAUGAAUGUAAGCAAUGUGGGAGAGCUUUCUUUGCUCUCGGUGCCCUCCAACGUCACGAAAGAAUUCAUACUGGGGAAAAACCCUAUGAAUGUAAGCAUUGUGGCAAAACUUUUGCUAAUGUAUCUUCUGUCCAUUGUCAUGAAAGAAUUCAUACUGGGGAAAAACCCUAUGAAUGUAAGCAAUGUGGGAAAGCUUUUGUUGCUCUAAGUAACCUCCGACAUCAUGAAAGAAUUCAUACUGGGGAAAAACCCUAUAAAUGUAAGUAUUGUGGCAAAUGUUUCGCUAAUGUAACUUCCCUUAAAUGUCAUGAAAGAAUUCAUACUGGGGAAGAACCCUAUAAAUGUAAGUAUUGUGGUAAAGCUUUCUCUUCUCUAACUUACCUCCAAUGUCAUGAAAGAAUUCAUACUGGGAAAAAACCCUAUGAAUGUCAGCAAUGUGGAGAGGCUUUUUGUCUUUCCCAAUCUCUUAGAAGUCAUAAAAAUAUGCAUGCUGGGGGGAAAUCCUAUGAAUGUAAGCAAUGUGGGAAAGCUUUUGUUGCUCUAGACACCCUCCAACAUCAUGAAAGGACUCAUGCUGGGGGAAAACCCUAUGAAUGUCAGCGGUGUGCGAAAGACUUCAGUUGUGCCUCACAUCUUCGGAGACAUAAAAGAACUCACAAUGAAAAGAAGACUCAUGAAUAA